Molecule: messenger RNA, 746 nt
Organism: Anolis sagrei ordinatus
Lineage: Eukaryota; Metazoa; Chordata; Lepidosauria; Squamata; Anolidae
Gene: ELOB
Product: elongin B
Biological process (GO): transcription elongation by RNA polymerase II
Cellular component (GO): VCB complex; elongin complex
Molecular function (GO): protein binding
Source: RefSeq, a predicted model, not a curated record
UAUUUCCUUGUGGAAACCGGGGUUGCGGUGCAUGUUGGGAUCCUGGGGGAUUUCUGGCUGGUUUUUCUUCCUGUCUGAGGGGCUCUGGGCUGAGAGGUCGCUGCUCCUGCUCCUCCUGCAGAAAUGGACGUCUUUCUAAUGAUCCGACAUAACAAGACAACCAUCUUCACAGACGCCAAGGAGUCCAGUACAGUGUAUGAGCUGAAAAGAAUUGUUGAGGGGAUUCUUAAGAGACCCCCAGAAGAACAGAGGUUGUAUAAGGAGGACCAGCUAUUGGAUGACAGCAAAACUCUCGGAGAUUGCGGCUUCACCAGUCAGACAGCGCGACCCCAGGCCCCCGCGACAGUUGGCUUGGCCUUCAGAGCCAGUGAAGAUGCCUUUGAGCCCCUCCGCAUCGAUCCCUUCUCCAGCCCCCCAGAGCUCCCAGAUGUGAUGAAGCCCCAGGACUCCAGCAGCAGUGCAAAUGAGCAGGCAGUGCAGUGAGGCCCCGAGGGCAGCAGAGUGAGCAGCACAACCUGCGGCGGCCCUCUCCUCCUCCUUCCCCCCCCAUGCACCCUUCUUCUAUCCUCCAGUGCGGAGAAAGACAUGGCACUAUUCCUUGCCACCAAUCCAGCUUCCCAUUCUCCUCCUCCCCUCUCUAAGCAAGACUCCAUACACACCCAAGCCCCUCCCCACUCAUCACACGGAGCUCUGUUUUCACUUUGGUUUUGAAAACAAUAAAGGUUCAGCUGUUUUUUUCCCCCUUU